AUGGACGAUUUUGAGCAAUCUUCUGAAUCGAAGAAGCAGACUCCUAUGAGAGCUGGAUGGGUUACUCAAAAAAAGGAAAAAUUGAAAAAGAAGAUCAAACGUUUCUGUAAAGGCAAAAUGUUGGUAAAGGGAGGCAAAAAGAAGUCACAAAAUAAAGGUGCUUCUUCGAAGCGUUUGAAGGGAUCAAAGGCUCCAAAACGCGGGUCAGCCUCACGUCGGAACAGGGGAUGCUUUGAAGAAGAAGUAUGUGGGACUGCAGAUAAAGCGGUCCAAGUACAAAUAUUUGUCAAAUGCACAUGCAAAGUGAAAACACAAAAGCCAAAACUUCGCUUCAAACCUUCUCAGAAAUCUGUAUCCACAGCGACAUUUCUUAUAAAUACUUGCCCAUCUGGCACAAAACCAUCUUCGUCUAACGCAAAGAGCCAUUCAGUGUAUAGGCGAAAAAAAUCACGAUAUCUUGAUAAGCAAUCAGGUACAAAUUCAGGAUGUCUUAUCUUCAUUGCUGGAAUGCCCUUGACCCAAAGGUAUCACCAGGCUAUGAGAGGGGAAGGCCCACAUUAUGUGGGGUCGGCGCAAGCACAGGCGCAAAUAAUUUCCCUGUCUUCACUGAGGCCUACUUUUUAA
Messenger RNA from Danaus chrysippus (African queen), 624 nucleotides. The record is from the annotation of a GenBank genome assembly. NCBI's taxonomy places the organism in Eukaryota, Metazoa, Arthropoda, Insecta, Lepidoptera, Nymphalidae.